Thalassophryne amazonica is the source of this 1248-nucleotide messenger RNA. RefSeq names its product post-GPI attachment to proteins 2 (gene pgap2). NCBI's taxonomy places the organism in Eukaryota, Metazoa, Chordata, Actinopteri, Batrachoidiformes, Batrachoididae. The transcript has 6 exons. Gene Ontology annotation, cellular component: endoplasmic reticulum membrane; Golgi membrane. The record is from RefSeq and is a predicted model, not a curated record. Gene Ontology annotation, biological process: GPI anchor biosynthetic process. Bases 300 to 1064 code for a protein of 254 amino acids.
AGAAGAAACGGUAGAAAUCCGGAGUUUCGAAUCACGAUGUUGUUGACAAAACCAACUUUGAAUUAAGUUUGUGACGUUACUUCUUCAUUUGAGUUUUCAUUUGGUUGUAAAUGAUAAAUCGUUUAAGAUAACAUUUUAAAAAACCAACGGCUCACGCUAUCCUGAUAUGGUAAUCGGAGGCUAACCUCGUUAGCCGCCGAUGCUAACAAGGAACUGGAACCUCUUAAACUCUUUGAACUGAGUUAAACUGUAUAAAUGAGCCCCAACGAGACGUGGUGUCGAUCUACAGAACUGUGAGCAUGCUUCAGGGCCUGCUAGGUACCGUGGACCGGGAGAGGCCCCUCAUCCGGCUUCCUUUCACUCACUUUGCCGUGGGGACGGUCCUGCUCCCAUUCACCGGCCUGAUCGUCUGCCUUUGCAUCUCAUUGCUGUACCACUUUGAAGAUUCCACCUACACACACUGUCAGGUUCCAAACUACCUUCCAUCCAUCAGCGCAGCCAUCAGCCGCGUGCCUGAGCGAUAUGUCUGGCGCUGUUGCAUUGGUGUUCACUCUGCACCACGUUACCUGGUGGCUGCCGUCUACUUUAACUUUUACCGCUGCUGCUUUGCCAAGAGGCUGCCGGAGCUGCUGCUGAGCUGUCUGGCUCUGGUUUGCAGCGUGGCUGAAAACACGGGACUGCUGCUGCUCACAUACGUGUCGUCCACAGAAACAUACAGUGUUCACAAACACAGCUUCAUCGUGUUUGUGGCGAGCUCGCUGCUGCACAUGCUUGUCACCUGCAGACUGUGGCACGUGAUCGGGAGCUGGAGCCUGAACCCCGAGGAAGUCGUAUCAUAUCGAUGGAAGCUGCGUCUUUUCUUGUUUAACGUCAGCUGCUGUCUCGCUGCUUCUUACUUCUUCAGACGCCACAACAAGUACUGUGAACCAGGAAUUUACACCCUCUUUGCCUUCUUUGAGUACCUGGUGGUCUUUUCCAACAUGGCUUUCAAUAUGACCGCCUUCUGGGAUUUUGAAAGCAAGGAGGUGAUUGUGGCCACGCCUCCUGAAGACAAACGCUUCUGAUCCUGGCUGACAUCAUAGGAGGUUCUGAUGUCACAGACACGAUGACCUUUCAACUGGAAGCACUUCCAUAACACUGCCGCGUGGUGUUCCUGGGUCCAAAAAGUCUGUUUUUUUUAUUUGUGUAUUUAUUGAACAUGUUUCAGACGUCUGGAUGACAGUAAUGUGAAAAUAAACUCAUUUUACA